Messenger RNA from Amphibalanus amphitrite, 2312 nucleotides. Its product is annotated as adenosine kinase-like. The transcript has 8 exons. Bases 467 to 1612 code for a protein of 381 amino acids. NCBI's taxonomy places the organism in Eukaryota, Metazoa, Arthropoda, Thecostraca, Balanomorpha, Balanidae. The record is from RefSeq and is a predicted model, not a curated record. Gene Ontology annotation, molecular function: adenosine kinase activity. Gene Ontology annotation, cellular component: cytosol; nucleus. Gene Ontology annotation, biological process: purine ribonucleoside salvage.
GAAUAGUGAAUCGCAACCGAAUCUCGGCUGAGGUCUCUUGUUUUGGUAAUCAUGUGUUUCUUGUCCAACAAUAUGUCUAACUACCAGCCUUGCAACAACCUCAAAAUGUGUUUCUGCAACGCAUUUUUUAACGUUUGUAACAUUUUACUAGCUGUCUCUUUUUCAUGUUGUUAUGUCGUACUUGCGCUAUAAAUGCAUCAAGUUGCCCAUCAAAAUUAUUAUGUUCUUUUCCUGUAACCAGUUCUUGUGGCAUCCGAACCGAAUCCAAACGAACAAAUCAAAGCGUGAAGAGUCCACUCGCGUUUAGUAUGGCCUUGUUUAGUGCUGGCGAAAAAUUGAGCACUGUGGCCUGUGCAAUUAAUCGUCAAGCCUGCCGCCUCUGCUGACCUCUCCACCUCGCAUCUGCUGCACUGACCGCGCCGUGUCGAGGUGAGGACCGCUGACCGCCGCUGACCGGGCGCUGGCCAUGGGUGACCUCACCACCGACCUGCUCUGCUUCGGUAACCCGCUGCUGGACAUGAUCCUGCGGGUGGAGGACGGCCAGCUGCUCACCAAGUACCGCCUGCUGCCCGAUAACCAGAUCGAGGCCGACGACGACCAGAAGGCUCUCUUCGACGAGGUUUUCGCCAGGAGCGGCGAGGUGACGUUCUGCCCGGGCGGCUGCGCCCAGAACACGGCCCGCAUCUACCGCUGGAUCCUCGGAGACCGCUCCUCCGUCUCCUUCGUGGGCGCCGUGGGAGCCGACAAGUUCGGACAGCGACUCGAGAAACUGGUGCGAGCCGACGGCGUCAACACUCGGUAUGUGGUGCACGAGGACCGUCCGACGGGCCGCGCCGUCAGUCUGGUCUGGGGCACCAACCGCUCCCUGGUGGCCGACCUGGGCGCGGCCACCCUCUGCCGUCCGGACCGGGUGUUCACGCCGCGCAACCUGGCCCUGCUCACCGGCGCCCAGUUCGUCUACAUCGAGGGGUUUUUCGUAACGCACGACCCGGAGACGGCGGUGCAGGUGGCGCGCUACUGCUCGCACAGCGGCCGGCGGCUGGUGUUCAGCCUGUCGGGCACCUACGUGUGCGAGCGGCACACGAGCACCAUCUGUCAGCUGCUGCCGCACGUCUCCUUCCUGUUCGGACACGUCACAGAGCUGACCGCACUGGCUCGCGCCCUAGGACUGGAGGACGAGUUUGACAUAUCGCCGCUGGGCUACGCGCGCCUGCUGGACGCCGCCUUGACCCGGCUCAAUACGGUGGAGGCCAUGACCCAGUCGGACGAGCCCGACCAGCCCGCCGACCAGGCGCUGCUCAACGGCGACAGUCCCCAGCUCAGGAUAAUUGUCACGCAGAGCGCCGAUCCGGUGCUGCUGCUGGACGGCGUCUCCCUGGUCUCCGUGCCCGUGCCGGCCAUCGACGAGCGCCAGAUCGUGGACACAACCGGCGCGGGCGACGCCGUGGUCGGCGGAUUCCUGGCCGGACAGUUCCUCGGCGAGUCGCUCGAGGACUCUGUCAGGUACGGCGUCCUGGCCGCUCGGGAGGUAGUCCAGGCACUGGGCUGCUCCAUCCCGGCGCGGGGCCACCCGCUGACCGAGCCUCCUCUCACCAACGGCGUGGCUAGCUAACCCGUCUGACGGACCACGCACUCCGCACGGACCGGGCGGCGGCGGCGGCAGGUCAGUGGGAGCAGGGCCGGCGGCCGUCAGCCCGUCUCGGCCCAGUGGUGUGACCCGCCGCCCACGGGGUGCCGCGGCUCCCCGCUGCCAGUGGGCGACCACCGGCCGGCGGGCAGCGGAGGGCGGACCGCUCAGGUGACCGUCUAGUCCGGGUAGGUAGUUGUGAUUUCUGAGAUCGACUUCUCGGUUAGUACGAGGGGUCGGGCGGGUCACGUGAUCUGACUGGAACCAAUUCUGGUGGGUCACGUGAGCCCUGCCCCGGGUUCUUAUCAGUUCGGUGCAAUAUUAGGUGAAAGGGACUUCUAGUUCAGGAAUGCGAUGUCCGCGACUGUUUGGUAGAAUAGUCGUACUAGUCGUUCGGUUUAGUUGAGUUCUGGUGUUAAAGUUGUUUUCAGUCAUCACAUUUGUUUUGUGUGGGUUCAACUGAAGAUAUUAAGUCGGUGCAGUGUACUGUGCAAUGGAGUGCGAGCAGGAGCUUUAGCCGCUUGUGAUAAGAGCAAUUGCUGCCUUGUUGAUAUUCGAUGUAAUGGAUUUGAUCCAGUGAUUGCUGACCUAGUCUUCGGUGCGGUGUAUUAUCAGUUUAUCUGCUACCUUUCAAAUGCAUGUACAUUGUAUGAAAUUGACCAGUUGCAAUACAGGGUGUGAUGCA